GCGACCACGCGGGGUGGAAACCGCCCGGUAUAACCUAUAAAUUGGAUUUUACAGUUGAAUUUGUUGUUGAUCGGACUAAGUGAGUGUUGAUGAUGUGCUAGUGUUGUUAAGUUGUUGAUUUUUAGUAAUAGGUACAAACCAUGAGGUGCUGAUCACCAUGGAUUCCCCCGCGUCCUCCCAAGACGACCGCGACAUCGAGGUCAACGUGGUAUCAGGCGCCAGUAGCCCCGACAUCCCCUCGUCUCCUUCUAGAAAAGACCAGAAGAGUCCCUUCUACGAGCUCAAGAAGGACAAAGAAGAAAAGGCGACAGGCAGUGCGCCAUACACCAGCUUCUCUAUUAGUUCUAUACUGAACAGAGCGGAGCCGAGAAGAGAGAAUGUGUUAGAAGCGGCCUUGGCGGCGAACCAGUUUGGGAAUGCGAAUGAUGCUAUGCUAUCCAGGUUGGGCCUAAUAUCGCAGUGGAGCGCGCUGGCCGGCCGGUACGGGGGUUUGGUUCCCGCGCCGUGGUACUGGCAGCGGCCGCAGGAGAGAAUCUCGCCCCCCAGAGAGGAUUCAACAACCAACGAGGAAGGCUCAGCUGGAGGCUCCCCGCGCCCGCGCAGCCCCCCGCGGGCGCCCACGCCCCCCUCCCCCUCCCGCUCGUCCCCCCGCUCCCCUCGCCUCCACCCCGCGCUCUACCCGCAACAACAAGACCCCCAAGACUCCGACCCCGACGUCGACGAAAGCGACGACUUCGACAAAGACGAAAAAAGAGACCACACCGCCAACCUCGGCAAAAGAAAGAAAAAAACCAGAACGGUCUUCUCCCGAUCCCAAGUGUUCCAACUCGAAUCCACUUUCGAUAUGAAGAGAUAUCUUAGCAGCUCAGAACGGGCCGGUCUAGCUGCCAGCUUGCAUCUCACAGAAACACAAGUCAAAAUCUGGUUUCAGAACAGAAGGAACAAGUGGAAAAGACAACUUGCUGCUGAAUUAGAAGCGGCGAACAUGGCUCACGCCGCGCAACGACUUGUCCGAGUCCCAAUUUUAUAUCACGAAUCGCGACCGACGUCUAUGCCCCACACUCCAUUACCUAUUCAUCCGCAAUUUUCGAACGAACCCGGAGUCUACUUCCAGCCCCAAGCCCCGCAGCAGCUGCAGCCGCUGCCAGCGUCUCCAGUCACCUCCCGAGCGCCGCUGUCCAGUCUAGUGUAGUGUUCGCUUGAAGCCGCUCGCCGGAACGACAGCGGUGCGGACGGACAAUUUUGAAUUUGAAUUUAGAACGGACUAGUCAUGUCGAUGUGUCAAAAAGCUAAUCGUUCAAAGAGGUGCGACAAGUAGCAGACUUUUCAAAUGUUUGAAAAUGGAACUACAAACUUUUUUUGAAAAAUAAAAAUAAGGUGGUGUCUUCCUUGACGUUUGGUUCGUAACUUUAUCUCUGUUUUUAAAAAAGAGUUUUGAGUUGCAAAAAUAAGAAUAAUAUUGCUUUUUCAAACUUGUCGCACUGUAAUUUUUGUAAUUUAUAUUUAAGUGUUAAUUAAGGCCUAGUGAUAACGACCUAGUACAUUUAUUUAUUAGAGAAUACAAUAGCUAUGGAGGAUAAUCUAAAUUCAAAUAAAUGUAACGUACAAAAAUCAUCGUCAUUCCAUGUUGUAUAUAGUUUUGUAAAUAAGAAUGUUUUACGGAUUCCAUGUAUUUAUUCAGUGGUAAGUAUAUAGAUAAUUUUGUACAUAGUUAUUAAAAAGAACUGACUAAUAGCUUCUUUCUUUAAAGAUUUUACUUGAAUU
Molecule: messenger RNA, 1764 nt
Organism: Ostrinia furnacalis (Asian corn borer)
Lineage: Eukaryota; Metazoa; Arthropoda; Insecta; Lepidoptera; Crambidae
Product: homeobox protein Hmx
Exons: 4
Coding region: 158-1192 (344 amino acids)
Biological process (GO): regulation of transcription by RNA polymerase II
Cellular component (GO): nucleus
Molecular function (GO): RNA polymerase II transcription regulatory region sequence-specific DNA binding; DNA-binding transcription factor activity, RNA polymerase II-specific
Source: RefSeq, a predicted model, not a curated record